AUGUCGUUUUUAGGACCAAAAUCCAUGCACAGGGAAAAAUCUCCCCACCCUUGGGAGAAAAGUAUAAAGGACAAGUAUAGUGAUAGAUUUAAAUAUGCUCAUAAUUCCGUUAAUAAUCCAACGUAUCCGAAAAAGAAGAAGCUACCAAAGAAUCGUAUAACAUUUACAGUUAUCGGAAAUAGAGUGACGAAAGAAUUUAUUUACUGCGUGAACAUAGUAAAAGGAAUGCACAAGUAUAGGUCGAAAAUCUUCGCCCCACCAGUGAUAAAAGAAGUAACGGGUGUAGAAUGGCCUGGAGUGUGGCAAGACUUGAAAAUCAAAUAUGGAGGCACUGCCUACUGCAUCCCAAAGCAAGUGGCCAUACUGUACAAUGAUGAAUUUUUCGGAGGUGACCAGGAGUUAAAGGAGUUCAUGGAAAGCCGUUACAUUUACCAUUUAUGCCUGAAUUACGCCAAACUCGCCGUUGAGGCAUUUUCUGGAUUUGUGCGAUCUUCCGGACUCUACUCGGAUCUAGUUCCGUAUACUUGCGAGAAUUUCCUUCGCCUUUGCUCAACGACGCGUGGUGGUUACGGAGGAACACCAAUACACCGCAUUGUGAAGAACGGCUGGAUUCAAUGUGGAGGGUACACUUUGAAAAGCACCGAUUUAGGCUGCGAAAAUUUCAUAGUUCCCCACGACCGACGAGGCGUCCUUGCUAUGUGCAAUGAUGGCAGACAUGUAGACUGCUCCACACAAUUCUUCAUCCUCUUACAACCGGCUGAUUGGAUGGCUAACAAAUACGUGGCGUUUGGACAGCUGGUCGACGGUGAUAAGGUACUGCAGCAGAUUGAACAAGUGCCAACAAUGUAUGAAUCGCCAAUAGAGCCUAUCACAAUCUACAAAGCUGGUGUACUGAACAUGGAUUGUCAAAAUAUACGCAUCAACAAAAACAUACAAAAUUACCUGUACAAACACAUAGAAGAUCUCGUAGCUGUCGGGCGUCUGUUUUAUGAGGAACUUUUGGAACGUGUAUGGGCGGCAGUAGCAGCGAGGUGUAUCCUACGUGAAGUUGAAAUUGUGACUUCAGAUUUAGAAAUGACAGAUUCUGAUUCAGGGACAAUGUCACCAGAAAAAAUAUCGAAAACAUCGAAACAGGAUCAGCCGCCCGAUAUUGAAGAUGUAUUCAAACGCUAUGAGCCGGAGGAGGAACCAGCCCCAAUUCUACCACAAACAGCACCCCUCUUGCCAGAAGUAGAGAAGCCAUACUAUUUACCUUUUACUGAUGUCCCAUAUCCGGAUGAAACUGACUCGACUUAUGAUUUAAAAAGAUUUCUGCAGGGUCACUAUUGCCUGUUCUGUGAUUUGGAAGUGAAUUUACCCAAAAAUGAAAAACUAAAGAAGAAACUAUUUCUGCAAUAUUCCAAUAUUCCAUCUGAUAUGUUCGUGUUUGACGAUAAUAAAACUAAAAUUGAUAGUGGUAAGACUUUUAACCACAUAAUCCGUACCUGCACGCCUGCAAAGACUGCAAUCGUUGAAAACAAUUUGGAACGGGCGAGCUUCGCAGGUGGUAUUAUAAGGAAUAUCGGCAAGGGAACUGCAAUGUUCAAUCUUUUCGAAGGUGCUAGAAGGCGCUUAUCUGUGUAUGAACGACGUCAGUCACUGGCACAAUCGUCAAGGAGAUCUGAACUGAUGACCCUUAAUGAUGAAGAUUUAAGAAAACUCAAGCAAGUGUCUGCGUUUGAACGACGACAAUCAGUAGCCGUAGCACAGAAAAAAUCGACAUUACCUGAUUUGGAUGAUGAAAAUAUCAAAAAGCUGAGACGUAUGUCCGUGGUUGACAGACAAGGUGCACCAGCAAAUCGACGACAAUCUAUUUUUGACAGGCGCCAAUCUAUAUUCGAUCCCGGAAAUCAAAGAAAAUCUGUUACUGCGAGUGGACUUACUGAAGAACAGCUUAAAAAAUUAAGGCGAAUCUCUACUUUCGAUAGUAGACCAGACGAGGACGCUGAUAGAGAAGAUAUGCAGAGUGAUUCGAAACCUGGUAUAAGUUCUGGAUAUGACGCAGAGACAGAUGACCUAGCCCGAACCUCGUCACGUUUAAUGCAACGGCCUAUUGGCCGCCCUAAGCCAGAUGAAAUGGCAAACGAAAGGGUAAUCGCUAAGCAAAAACAAGAAGACGAAGAUUAUAGUUCAUCUGAUAGUGCAAAAAUGACUACUUUUCCACCAAUAAAAAGACGGGAGUCAUCUGAAGCCCAAGUAGAAAAAAAAGAGUCAUACGUUAUAGAAACACCUUUUGCGUUUACGCCAUCAAGACAAAAGCAUAAAGACGAAGACAAGGCAUUACCAGAAAUUGUUAAAGAAACUGGACAAUCUGGUAGGCCACCGCCUGAUGAAAUGAAUCGGACGCCAUCAAAACUCAUGAGACGGCCGACGGGUUUCAUUCGUCCAGAUGAGGUGAAGAAGAUCCUGCAAGCUCAGAACCGGGAUGAUGAAGAUGAUGAUGAUGAUGAUGAUAAUAAAGACGAUGGAGACAGCGAAGAUGACGAUGAGGACGAACCACCAGAAAUAUCUCCGGGGAAAACUGACAAAAAAAGAGGUUUAUCUUUUGCGGCCACGUCCCAGACGAUGCCAGAUGAUAUGAAUCGUACUCCGUCAAAACUAAUGAGACGACCGACGGCAUACAUUCGUGCCGAUGAGGUCAAGAAAAUCCUGCAGGCUCAAAACCGGUAUGACGAGGGUGAAGAAGAUGAAGAUGUCGCACCAAACGCCCCGACGUCACCCGCUGAUUCAGAAGACGCUAGUAAAUCAUCAUUGAUUCCGGCCGAUUAUAUGAAGAAGCGAAGACAGACCGCUACAUUCGCGCAAGAACUGACCGAAGUUAAACAAUUCCAGAGAGAGAAACAAACCUCUUCACCAUCGAGUGAGGAAAGUGAUGAAAAAUCUGCUGCUGAAAAAGCCGAGAAAGGUGCCAUUAAACUUCCAAUAAUCAUUCCACAAGAAGCACAGAAAGCAGAGGGAGAACCGGAAGGGAAGCAAACCGGCUAUGUUCGAAAGUCUCACGAGGAGGUACCUUUUCUCGAAAACAUAGAAGAUGAAAAAAAGAAGACAGACGAUGGUGCACAAGAGGAAGGUACAAUUUCAAAGCGAGUAUCCGAAACUAAACGAAUCUCCGAAACUAAAGACAAAGUCGACUUAGCAGCUUUGACCCCGAAAAAACUUUCAGAGACUGUCCCCUUAAAAAAAGGCCAUUUAGUGAGACGAUCUACUGCUGAGGAUGAUUCGACCCUACGGGAAUCUGUCAUCAGACGUCUGUAUGAAGAUGCAAUGCAAAUUGACGACAAUAUGGGACCACCUACCCUCAAAAACUACAAGCCGAUAUCAGAAAGAAUUCCAAAGAAUCUGUUGUUAUCAUUCGGUCGACGUAGAUUUCCAAAAGAGACCAAAAAAGACAUUAAGGAGGAUUUCAUGCGGCCGUCGCUGGCGAUGGACGAAUCCUUCGAGCAAGUGGCUAAUGUGCAGUAUAAAGUGAAGAGUAAAAUAUCAGAAGAUUACAUACACAGAUUGUAUAAAAUGGAACAACCGCGCGAGGUAUCUUUCAGAAGUAUGGAGUACGCUCACCGUAGGCCAACACUGAGCGUUGCACAAUAUCAACAAAAAAAUAAGCAGAGACAGGAGAGAAUACAGCAAGAAGAACGAAAGGAACGUGACAAGAAAUUGGCUGAAGACCCAAUGUUAGAACAGUUAUUUAUUAGAGAUGCUAGUAUUCAUGAGGCUCCGUCAAGUCGCUAGAGGAUUUUUUAAGAAUUG
Molecule: messenger RNA, 3786 nt
Organism: Pectinophora gossypiella (pink bollworm)
Lineage: Eukaryota; Metazoa; Arthropoda; Insecta; Lepidoptera; Gelechiidae
Exons: 25
Coding region: 1-3768 (1255 amino acids)
Biological process (GO): protein peptidyl-prolyl isomerization
Molecular function (GO): peptidyl-prolyl cis-trans isomerase activity
Source: RefSeq, a predicted model, not a curated record